AAAUUAAUCGUGUUAAACUUAACGAAGCCCUUGCACAUUCUCCCAACACUUCACCUUUCCUACCCUUCCCCCCUCACCAUUUACCUUUAUCUGUGCCACUGGAAGAGCUCCAAACUCCUCUUCGAUCCCUCAUGGCAGUGACUGAACAAGUUUCUGAGACACUGAAAUACGAGCAGACCUUUGCCUUGAAGGUUUCCAUCCACUGCGAAGGCUGCAAGAGAGAAGUGAAGAAAUCCCUUCAGCAUAUAGAUGGUGUUUACAAGAUUUUCAUCGACAGCCAGCAGCACAAGGUAGUGGUAACUGGCAAUGUCAAGGCAGAGACCCUUGUGAAGAAGCUCACAAAGACAGGGAAGCAUGCUGAGCUCUGGCCUGAGCACAAACCCACUGAAAAGAAGAUCAAGAAAAACAACAAGGCCGAUGAUGGCGACGCCAGCAGGCCGCCACAAAACCCUGAGAAAAAAGCACAAAGCUCUCCUGCCAAUCCCAACUCUGCUAAAGAGAAACCAGAGCAGGCUGCCAAGAGUGGAGGUGGUGGUAAGAAAAAGGGGAAGAAGGAAAAUAUCAAUGACGUUGAAGUAACUCCAAGCAGGGACAUGGGAGAUGGAAGUACUGGAACCAUCCUGAUCCCUCAACAACUCAACUUCCCUUCGUGUGUAGUCAGCUAUAGCUCCGUCCAGCCAAGCAUGAGCUACGGAGGAGCACACUACCAGAUGCCGAUGCAGGAGAAUGGGUACUUGAGCUAUCCGCCAUUGCCCCGACCUUGUGAGCUCUUCGACGAAGAGAAUGCUAAUGGCUGCCGCAUCAUGUAGUUCGUGUAGUAAAAUAGUAGAGCUCUAGUGUAAUGGUGGGGAGUCUCUUUUGUUUGUGUAAAAUGGUUUCUGGUGAUUAUGAACCUGGAUGAAAAGAAAAGAGAUCAUGUAGCUUAUGCUCUUAUUUACCCUAAGAAUCAUUCAGGUGGGGAAGGCAGAUUCAAUUCA
Molecule: messenger RNA, 977 nt
Organism: Zingiber officinale
Lineage: Eukaryota; Viridiplantae; Streptophyta; Magnoliopsida; Zingiberales; Zingiberaceae
Product: heavy metal-associated isoprenylated plant protein 36-like
Exons: 3
Coding region: 132-809 (225 amino acids)
Molecular function (GO): metal ion binding
Source: RefSeq, a predicted model, not a curated record